AUGAAUAUCGAAGUAAUUAAACCGGAAGCUCGACUAGAGCUUCCAAUUGAAAAUAAGGUUUCUACUUUGCAGAUAGUCACAAAUGAAAUUGGCCAGGAAUCGUUGUUUGUCGGAUUCUCCAAUGGAGAUAUUUCUGUCUACAAGCUACCAGGUGAUAUUGCUGACACUGGUCCUAUAACUUCUAAUUCCGAUAAGCCAUUGAAGUCAUAUAGAUCAUUAAAUGACAUAAAAUCACUUUUUGGAAAGAAAAACCUUGAAUUGGAGUUUUCUGUCAGUAAUGUCACAGUGUCAUCUUUGCCUGUGGGGAAAAUACUACCGCUCACAUCGUCAACUGUGUUAGAUUCUUCUUCCGUUCUUCUAGCCAUAGGAGAUUCUGAGGCCAUAAGAAUUCAUGAGCUCGUGGGCCGUAAGCUAAAGUUUUUACAAGAGUUUGAAAAUUCAAAGAACUUUGUAGAUUUCGUUUACUUGAAGGACAGGAACUUAUUCAUAUACGCCAACAAUAAGAAGAAGUUGAUGGCCUAUGUAACCUCCCAAUUAUCCCCAGUUAAUUUCCAGUUAAUAAGUGAAUUAGCCCUAAAGGACAGGAUAAAGAAAAUAAGUGAAUUCUCAGAGAGCGAAGUGAUAAUUGGGUUGGCAAAUGAUUUUGUAGUUAUGAAUGUCGAUAAAGACUUUGAAGUCGGCCAAUUACCACAAGCAGCAAGCUCUAAUUCACAGGGGAAUCUCUUCAGUCAGACUACGUCAUCUUCCUUUAGUUAUUUUGGUUUGAACAACAGUGGGGGUCCUCAAGUUCAGAUCAUCCCCUUCAAUGACACUAAUUUCAUUCUUUCACAAGACAGUACGAUUGUCACAUACGAUAGGACCAAAAAAAGCUUAGCACCGGUGCCCAUAGCAUCUGCGUCUCCUUUAUCCAUACUUUGUCUUAGACCAUGCUACUUAGUACUCCUUUUCCCAAAAAAAUUGGAGAUUGUGGAUUAUGGGAAUGGAGAAGUCAUCCAAACGUUCAGCCAUCAGUUGAACUCAAAUACAAUAAGCGCAGUUCAGGAUAGGAAUUUUAUUUAUAUAGGAAGUGGAAGAGAUGUGUUCAAGUUUGAAAUACUAAGUAGCUCAAAGUUAGUGACACAGUACUUAGAAAAGGGAGAUGAAAACCAAGAGAGCAAACAUAAACUUUUAAAGAAGGGCGAUGCUGCAGAUUUCAAAUUGGGGGGCAUUGAAAAGGCUAUAUCAUUAGUAGCAAGACUAAAUGAGGAUGAUGAGUACUUUGGUGCUUCAUCGAUAAAUGCUAAAUCGAAGCAAUUGAAGUUGAGAGAAUUAUACCUGAAAAAAAUGGCCAUCCUCUUUGAAAAGUACCAUAAAUACCACGAAGCCUUAGUGGAACUUGGCUCCGACUGGUUGAUUUCCUUCGAAUUGAUAUUAUCAUUAUUUCCUGAUUAUCUUAAUGGUCAAGUGCAGCUAAGCAAUAUCCAAGACGAAUCAACCACAUCACUUUCCCCAGUUCAAAGUAACCCAAAUGCGAACGUAGUUAAAAGCAUAUCUCUAGAGAGCCUACAACAAUUCGAAUUGAAUGCAGAUAAUUCAGGCACUGACUAUGAUACCGAGAAAGCCACCAAGUCACAAACGCCUCAAAUUCAAAGUAAACCACCUAAUAUCAAAAAAUUCACCAGAGCUGUAAAUAAUCUUAUUGUGUACCUCACCGACCAAAGGAGAAUUAUUCUGAAUUUUGAGUCUGCAGGAGUGAUGAAGUGGCAUGAUAUAGAAGUUAGUCAGGAAGACAUAUACGGAAAGAUUUCUAUAGAUGAACUCUCAGCUGUUGUCGAUACAACUCUUUUCUUGUGCUAUUUCCACACCAAACCAAUGCUUCUUGGUCCUCUCUUGAGACUCCCCAAUAACCAUUGUGACUCGUCUAUAGUGAACAAAUGUUUAUUGCAAAAUUUGCAUUCACAUACAUAUAAUAUUUCGUCUGCUUCAACUAUGGGCAGUAAGCAACCCUCAGGCCAUAUCAAGGAACUCCUAGACUUUUAUUAUGGUCGUUCAUUGCAUAAGGAGGCACUUGAAAUGCUCAAAAAAUUAGCGCAUGACAAAGAUUCGAUAGAACAUGAUGAUGAAUUCGAUGAAUUCUUAAGAAGGCCCGAUCUUACUAUACAAUACUUACAAAAGCUCGACAAUACUAAGCUAGAUCUAGUGUUUGAAUAUGCUGCAUGGGUAUUGAAUGAACAAAACUCAAUCGAGAAUAGAAUUGAUAUGUGUUCUUUAAUCUUCAUGAAUGAUUCAUAUGAAUGUGAAAGUUAUGACAGUUUCAGAGUAUUAGAGUAUUUCACUACUAUUGAAGAUGGCUCAACCUUAGUGAUACGGUAUUUGGAAUGGUUAUUAUUUGAAAGUGAUGUUAUUGAUAAAUACAAGCGAGAUACCAAGUCCAUUCUGAAGCUCCACACGAAAUUAUGCUUGGAAUACCUUAGUAAGUUAAGGAAUGCAGGGAAUGAUCAACUGGAAGAGAAAGACUUACUGUCAGAGUCUUAUUACACACUUCUUUAUAACCUACUUGAUACUACAUCCAUGUACGAACCAUGGACCGUUCUUAAAAGUAUACCUACGGGCGAUUCCAGAUUCCUAAGACUAACUGUCCUCAUUUAUAAGCGUCUAAAUGAACAUGACAAAUCAAUUGACAUUCUUUUCAAUCAGUUGGACGAUUUAGAUGCAGCAAUGUCUUACUGCUCCGGCAUAUACAAUCAAUCACACAGUCAAGUAACUGGGCAAAAACUCUUGCACAAACUUUUAGAAGAUCUCAUUCUCGCCAACAACAGAGACACAAGCUCUAUCGAAAAGCUUUUGAAUCAAGAGGGUUCCAAAAUGUCGAUUUUGAGGGUCUUGACUUCUUUGCCAGAAUCUUUCCCCAUGAAGAAUUUGGCUACAUUUUUGACAAAUACAUUAAGGAGUUCCAAGGAGCAGUUACAUGACAGUAGAAUUGCAACCCAGCUUUAUAAAGUCGGUCUGAUCAAGUUAAAAUCGAAUUUAUUAGAAAGUCAAAGAGAGUAUUAUAGUAUUUCAAGUGGACAAAAUAAGUGCUCCGUUUGUGGAAAGAAGUUGGGUUAUAGCAUUUUCAGUGCCACUAAAGCUGGUGAUAUCAUUCAUUAUGGAUGCCAGUCUAAUUCACCUUAA
Messenger RNA from Dujonia railenensis, 3153 nucleotides. NCBI's taxonomy places the organism in Eukaryota, Fungi, Ascomycota, Pichiomycetes, Serinales, Debaryomycetaceae. The record is from the annotation of a GenBank genome assembly.